AUGCGGCCUUGCUCCAAAUCUGAGAGUCUUGAAGAGGCAGUAAGAAACUUUGAUAAGAAUGACCUAGCUGAGAUGCGUAAGGUUGACUUGCGAUCUUUGGCUACUCUCAGUAAGGCCACUAGAAGGUCGUUAAAUUUUAGCAAAGAGUUUCAAUCAGCCAAAAAAGUGUCAUUCAUAUCAGCUGAAACUUUUGAUAAAAAUAAAAAUGGAUGGACACCCCAGUCUUCCACGACCCCAACGGUCACUGUGGACCUGCGAAGGCACAAUACGAGCCUGCAGAAGGACACGUUCCAGUACAGCGUGCAAGUGAGGGGGUUCAAGACUGAGCGCGGAGUGCACGCCGACCAGAAGAGGAACCCCAACCUCAUCAAUAGACUGCGUAAGUUCUUCGGUCAGAUCCAGCUCGGCAACCAGGUGGAGGUGGACCCGGAGGACAUCUCCGUCACCUUCGAUGACGUGGAAUUCCUGAAGUCCCCGGAGAAGUUCUCGAAGCUGGGCGGGAAGUUGCCCAAGGGGGUCCUGCUGGUGGGCCCGCCGGGCACCGGCAAGACGUUACUAGCGCGUGCCGUGGCCGGGGAGGCGAGGAACGAGGGGGUGAUCGUAUUAGGGGCCACUAACAGGAGGGAAGACCUUGAUCAAGCGCUCCUGAGACCCGGCAGAUUUGAUGUGGAGGUGAGUCGAUAA
This is a messenger RNA of Chilo suppressalis (striped riceborer), 684 nucleotides long. NCBI's taxonomy places the organism in Eukaryota, Metazoa, Arthropoda, Insecta, Lepidoptera, Crambidae. The record is from the annotation of a GenBank genome assembly.